UUGCAGCAUCAGGGCUAUAACUGUCCGCUCUUGUUCUUUCAAGAUGCCCUUCGAAUUCAGAGCAUCUUCGAUUGCUGUCCUCUGCUAAGGACGCUCGGCUACGAUGUUCUUCGUAUGAAAGGGCUGCUAAGUGCUGAUAAGCUCAGGCACGCUGAAGAGGACGAAAUAAUAAUACCGAGAAGCGAUAGAAAAGUGCUGAUUUUCUUCAGCGGUACAAUAACAGUUGAGAAUGAGAAAACGACAACCUAUAGAUUGGAAGCGAACCGAGCGGAUUUCAGGCCGUACAUUAGCGGGAGGUCGCUUGUGAAAAGGAUUUUCAAGGAUCUCGCAACGAUGACGAUUGACCAUCGGUCGACUGUUCAACAGUUUAUGAGCAAGAUUGACGACUCUAGAAAACAGAUGCGAUUCGUGUUGGCUUCACAGAGAGGGGAGGCUCUGAUGCAGGAAAUGAUGAAAGGAGACCAACAUCUUUGUGCGGUGAUGAAGUUUUCCUACGGAAGGUACCGUGUUGUAGGCCUCAUAACACUCGAGGAUGUUAUCGAGGAAGUCUUCGGCGAUAUCGAGGAUGAUUCCGACAAGAUGUGGAACAACCGUCGAGCUGGCGUUCACAAGGAUCAGCAGACUCUGGACUGGUUUCGUACAUCCGAAGCAGAACAGUUCGCUGGCCUCGGAGUAAACGCAACGCUGAGACUAAUCCAG
This is a messenger RNA of Cooperia oncophora, 699 nucleotides long. The record is from the annotation of a GenBank genome assembly. NCBI's taxonomy places the organism in Eukaryota, Metazoa, Nematoda, Chromadorea, Rhabditida, Trichostrongylidae.